AGGGAGGGGAGGGAGAGAGAACGGCGUGCGAUGAGCAGCUCUGACCUCAGCCCCUCCGCUGCCGCCAGAGCUCAGCAUCUGGAUCCCAUUUGCAGCGGCCAGCCCCCGCCGGUCCCGCGCCAGCCGCCUCCCCCGGCCCCGCUCAGAGCCGCGGCGGCCGCCUGCCGGGGACCAGCGCACCCCGAGCGGCCCUCCGAGGAAGGCGAAGCGAAGCGGGGACGCUGAGCGGCACCGGCGCGGCCAGAGAAAGGUGCUUCGGAGAGGGAGAAUCCCAGGAAAAGUGACGUAUUUCGGGGGUUCACUCAGGGGUCUCACAUCAGGUGCUUUGAAACAAGGAGAAUAAGAAGGAAAACUAAAACAAAAGACCAGGAUGAGAAAGCAUCGACAUUUGCCCCUUGUGGCAAUACUUGGCCUCCUGCUCUCAGGCUUUUGCUCAGUUGGUGCCCAGCAGCAAGCAGCUGUCAGAAACGUUGCCGUGGCUGAUAUAAUAUUUCUAGUGGAUUCCUCUUGGAGCAUUGGGAAGGAGCAUUUCCAACUCGUUCGAGAGUUUCUGUAUGAUGUUGUAAAGGCUUUAGAUGUGGGAGGAAAUGAUUUCCGUUUUGCACUGGUCCAGUUCAGCGGAAACCCACACACAGAGUUCCAGUUAAACACGUACCCCUCUAACCAAGAUGUGCUCUCCCAUAUCGCAAAUAUGCCUUACAUGGGGGGAGGCACCAAGACUGGAAAAGGAUUAGAGUACCUAAUCGAGAACCAUCUCACUAAAGCUGCUGGAAGCAGAGCGAGUGAAGGCGUCCCCCAGGUUAUUAUAGUGUUAACGGACGGACAAUCCCAGGAUGAUGUGGCUCUGCCAUCAUCUGUCCUUAAAUCGGCCCAUGUAAACAUGAUUGCGGUCGGCGUGCAGGAUGCGGUGGAAGGGGAGUUAAAGGAAAUAGCGAGCGAACCCUUCGAUACCCACCUUUUCAACCUAGAGAAUUUUACCGCUCUCCAUGGCAUAGUUGGAGACUUAGUGGCAAGUGUCCGUAACUCCAUGACUCCAGAAAAGGCUGGAGCCAAAGGACUGGUUAAAGACAUCACAGCUCAAGAGUCUGCUGACCUUAUUUUCCUUAUUGACGGAUCAAACAACAUCGGAAGUGUCAAUUUUCAAGCCAUACGUGAUUUCCUUGUAAAUUUGAUUGAAAGCCUCAGAGUUGGAGCUCAGCAAAUACACAUUGGGGUGGUGCAGUAUAGUGAUCAACCCAGAACUGAGUUCGCUUUGAACAGCUACUCCACAAAAGCAGAUGUUCUGGAUGCUGUGAAGGCACUUAGUUUCCUUGGUGGCCAGGAAGCUAACACUGGUGCAGCACUGGAGUAUGUGGUGGAGAACCUCUUCACCCAGGCAGGAGGCAGCAGGAUAGAGGAAGCGGUGCCUCAGAUCUUAGUGCUGAUAAGUGGUGGAGAGUCUAGCGAUGAUAUCCGAGAGGGCUUGUUAGCGGUGAAGCAAGCUAGUAUAUUUUCAUUUAGCAUUGGGGUCCUGAAUGCUGACAGUGCAGAGCUGCAGCAGAUUGCUACUGAUGGAAGCUUCGCAUUUACUGCCCUGGAUAUCCGUAACCUUGCUGCUCUUCGAGAAUUAUUACUGCCCAACAUUGUUGGAGUGGCCCAAAGGCUCAUUUUGUUAGAGGCCCCAACCAUUGUGACUGAAGUUAUUGAAGUGAACAAGAAGGAUAUAGUCUUCCUGAUAGAUGGCUCAACAGCUUUGGGGACUGGCCCCUUUAACUCAAUUCGUGAUUUCGUUGCCAAAAUCGUCCAAAGGCUGGAGGUUGGACCUGACCUGAUCCAAGUCGCGGUGGCUCAGUAUGCAGACACUGUGAAACCAGAGUUUUACUUUAACACCCAUCAGAACAGAAAGGAUGUGAUGGCUAAUGUGAAGAAAAUGAAGCUCAUGGGUGGCACAGCCCUUAACACUGGCUCGGCACUGGACUUUGUGAGGAACAACUUCUUCACCAGUGCUGCCGGGUGUAGAAUGGAGGAAGGGGUGCUCCCCAUGCUGGUACUCAUCACUGGUGGUAAGUCCAUGGAUGCCGUUGAGCAAGCUGCAGCAGAGAUGAAAAGGAACCGGAUAGUGAUCCUUGCCGUUGGGUCAAGAAAUGCUGACCUGGCAGAACUUCAAGAAAUUGCUCAUGAGAGAGAUUUUGUGUUCAACCCAAAUGACUUCCGCCUUCAGUUCAUGCAAGCCAUUCUUCCUGAAGUGCUGUCACCCAUCCGGACACUCUCCGGAGGAAUGAUUGUCCCAGAACCACCAUCAGUUCAAGUAACCAAAAGGGAUAUCAUCUUUCUUUUGGAUGGAUCACUCAACGUUGGAAAUGCCAACUUCCCCUUUGUGCGGGACUUUGUUGUGACCUUAGUUAACUACCUUGAUGUCGGAGCUGACAAAACCCGAGUUGGCUUAGUGCAAUUUAGCGACACUCCUAAAACUGAGUUCUCCCUAUACUCAUACCAAACCAAAUCAGACAUUAUUCAACGUUUGGGGCAGCUGAGGCCCAAGGGUGGGUCAGUGCUGAACACUGGCUCUGCACUGAACUUUGUGCUUUCGAAUCACUUCACUGAAGCUGGUGGGAGCAGAAUAAAUGAACAAGUGCCACAGGUCCUAGUCCUGGUGACGGCAGGGAGGUCUGCCGAUCCCUUCCUGCAAGUUUCCAAUGACUUAGCUCGGGCCGGAGUGCUGACUUUUGCUGUUGGAGUUAGGAAUGCGGAUAAGGCAGAACUUGAACAGAUUGCGUUUAAUCCAAGAAUGGUAUAUUUUAUGGAUGAUUUCAGUGAUCUGACAGCAUUACCUCAGGAGUUAAAUAAGCCUAUAACAACAUAUGUUAGUGGAGGUGUGGAGGAGGUUCCACUCGCCCCAACAGAAAGCAAGAAAGAUAUUUUAUUCCUGAUUGAUGGUUCAGCCAACCUCUUGGGUAGCUUUCCUGCUGUUCGGGACUUUGUACACAAAGUCAUUUCUGAACUGAACGUGGGUCCUGAUGCCACACGAAUAGCUGUGGCUCAGUUCAGUGACAACAUCCAAGUUGAAUUUGACUUUGCUGAACUCCCUUCUAAGCAAGACAUGCUUCUGAAAGUGAAAAGGAUGAGGUUAAAAACUGGGAAGCAACUGAACAUCGGAGUUGCACUCAAUGAGGCCAUGAGGAGACUGUUUGUGAAGGAAGCUGGAAGCAGGAUUGAAGAAGGCAUUCCGCAGUUCUUGGUCCUCCUCGCUGCUGGGAGAUCCACUGAUGAGGUGGAGCAACCAUCAGGAGCUCUGAAGGAAGCUGGAGUUGUGACCUUUGCUAUCAGAGCCAAAAAUGCUGAUCUCUCAGAGCUGGAAAGGAUAGCUUAUGCCCCGCAGUUCAUUCUGAAUGUCGAAUCCCUUCCUCGGAUUUCAGAGCUCCAGGCAAACAUAGCGAGCCUGUUGAAAACUAUCCAGCUUCAGCCAACAGUAGUAGAGAGAGGUGAGAAGAAGGAUGUGGUGUUUCUAAUUGAUGGCUCGGAUGGUGUCAGAAGAGGUUUCCCUCUCCUGAAGACCUUUGUCGAAAGAGUUGUCGAAAGCCUUGAUAUUGGCCGUGACAAGGUCCGUGUUGCCAUUGUGCAGUACAGCAACGUCAUACAACCUGAGUUCUUACUGGAUGCCUACGAAGACAAAGCCGAUUUAGUCAGGGCUAUCCAGGCACUGACAAUUAUGGGAGGAUCUCCUCUGAACACUGGAGCAGCCCUCGACUAUCUCAUCAAGAACGUGUUCACGGUGUCAAGUGGCAGCAGGAUAGCUGAGGGCGUCCCACAGUUCCUGAUCCUGCUCACUGCUGACCGAUCCCAGGAUGAUGUGAGGAGGCCCUCAGUGGUCCUCAAGACGAGUGGGACAGUGCCCUUUGGCAUCGGGAUUGGAAAUGCCGACCUCACAGAACUUCAGACAAUUUCCUUCCUCCCAGAUUUUGCUAUCUCUGUACCUGAUUUCAGCCAGCUGGAUUCAGUGCAACAGGCCGUCUCCAACAGAGUCAUCCGGCUGACCAAGAAAGAAAUAGAGUCACUUGCCCCUGAUCUGGUUUUUACAUCACCCAGCCCAGUGGGUGUGAAGAGGGAUGUCGUCUUCCUGGUUGAUGGCUCCCGCUACGCCGCCCAGGAGUUCUACCUCAUCCGUGAUCUCAUCGAGAGGAUAGUGAACAAUCUGGAUGUGGGCUUUGACACUACCCGGGUUUCAGUGGUCCAGUUCAGCGAGCAUCCCCACGUGGAGUUCCUACUCAAUGCUCACUCCACCAAGGAUGAGGUGCAAGGUGCAGUGAGGCGGCUGCGCCCGCGGGGUGGCCAGCAGGUGAAUGUGGGGGAAGCCCUUGAAUUUGUGGCAAAAACCAUCUUCACUCGUCCCUCUGGGAGCCGCAUUGAAGAGGGUGUCCCUCAGUUUUUGGUUAUCCUCUCCUCCCGCAAGUCUGACGAUGACUUAGAAUUCCCAUCAGUGCAAGUCAAACAAGUAGGAGUGGCACCUCUGGUCAUCGCGAAGAACAUGGAUCCUGAGGAGAUGGUGCAGAUUUCCCUUAGCCCUGACUAUGUGUUCCAAGUCUCCAGCUUCCAGGAACUGCCCAGCCUCGAACAGAAGCUGCUGGCUCCUAUUGAAACCCUGAGUGCGGACCAAAUCAGACAACUCCUGGGAGAUGUGACAGUUCCAGAUGUUUCUGGUGAGGAAAAGGACAUUGUCUUCCUCAUCGAUAGCUCCGAUAGCGUUAGGACUGAUGGGCUUGCUCACAUUCGGGAUUUCAUCAGCAGAAUUGUUCAGCAGCUCGACGUUGGGCCAAACAAAGUGCGAAUUGGAGUGGUGCAAUUCAGCAACAAUGUCUUCCCUGAGUUCUACUUGAAAACCCACAAAUCUAAAAAUGCUGUGCUGCAAGCCAUCCGCCGCUUGCGGCUUAGAGGAGGGUACCCUCUGAAUGCUGGCAAAGCCCUGGACUACGUGGUGAAGAACUACUUCAUCAAGUCUGCAGGGAGCAGGAUAGAAGACAGAGUGCCCCAGCAUCUAGUCGUCAUCCUCGGAGAUCAGUCCCAGGAUGACGUCAACAGGCCUGCUAAUGUGAUCUCUUCAACAAUUAUUCAACCCCUGGGUGUAGGAGCCAGGAAUGUAGACAGGAACCAGCUGCAGGUCAUUACCAAUGAUCCUAGCCGCGUGCUUGUAGUACAGGACUUCACAGGACUGCCCACUUUAGAAAGAAAUGUGCAGAACAUUCUUGAAGAGCUUCCAGUACCUACAACAGAAAGCCCUCUCUCACCAGUACCUGGAGGCAAAAAGCAGGCUGACAUUGUGUUUUUGCUGGAUGGCUCCAUCAAUCUGGGAAGAGAUAAUUUCCAAGAAGUUCUCCAGUUUGUGUAUUCUAUAGUGGAUGCCAUCUAUGAGGAUGGUGACUCCAUCCAGGUAGGACUGGCACAGUACAACUCAGAUGUCACUGAUGAGUUUUUCCUCAAGGAUUACUCCAGCAAACCUCAGAUUUUAGACGCCAUCAACAAAGUGAUCUACAAAGGUGGCCGAGUGGCAAACACUGGUGCAGCCAUCAAGCACCUCCAGGCAAAACACUUUGUAAAGGAGGCCGGCAGCCGAAUUGACCAGAGAGUACCUCAGAUUGCCUUCAUCAUCACGGGGGGGAAAUCCUCAGAUGAUGGGCAGGGUGCCUCCUUGGAAAUUGCACAGAAAGGCGUCAAAGUGUUUGCAGUUGGAGUGAGGAACAUCGACUUAGAAGAGGUCAGCAAGUUGGCCAGCGAGAGUGCCACAAGCUUCAGAGUGUCAACAGCUCAGGAGUUGUCCGAACUGAAUGAGCAGGUCUUGGUCACAUUGGCAGCUGCUAUGGAGGAGAAACUGUGCCCAGGAAUGACAGAUGUGAUGAGAGACUGCGACUUAGACGUGAUACUUGGCUUCGAUGUGACAGACGUUGGAGCUGGCCAAAACAUCUUCAAUUCCCAGAGAGGGCUGGAGUCCAGGGUCGAGGCUGUGCUGAACAGAAUAACACAGAUGCAGAAGAUCAGCUGUACCGGCAGCCGGGCACCCAACGUCAGGGUGGCCAUCAUGGCCCAGGCCCAGGGGGGACCUGUAGAGGGAUUGGACUUUUCUGAGUACCAGCCUGAACUCUUCGAGAGAUUCCAAGGCAUGCGCACCCGUGGGCCCUAUUUUCUCACAGCUGAGACACUGAAAUCCUACCAGAACAAAUUCAGAUCAGCGCCCUCUGGUAGCACCAAGGUGGUAAUCCAUUUUACAGAUGGUACAGAUGACUCCUUGGAUCAGAUGAAGGCUGCCUCGGCUGAUUUGCGUAGACAAGGUGUCAACGCUCUCCUCUUCGUUGGCCUGGAUCGAGUGAAAAACUUUGAGGAAGUGAUGCAGCUGGAGUUCGGGCGGGGUUUCACCUACAACAGACCGCUGAGAGUUAACCUCCUGGACCUGGAUUUCGAGUUGGCAGAGCAGCUUGAUAACAUUGCAGAAAGGACAUGCUGUGGGGUCCAUUGCAAGUGCUCAGGGCAGAGAGGGGACAGAGGUCUUCCUGGGCCCAUAGGACCAAAGGGUGCUACAGGUGACAUUGGCUAUGGAGGCUAUCCUGGCGAUGAAGGAGGACCAGGUGAGCGUGGACCACCAGGAGUGAACGGAACGCAGGGUUUCCAGGGAUGCCCUGGGCACAGAGGAACCAAGGGUUCUCGGGGAUUCCCAGGAGAGAAGGGUGAACUGGGAGAAAUGGGUCUGGAUGGCAUUGAUGGAGAAGAGGGAGACAAAGGCUUGCCUGGCUCCUCUGGAGAGAAGGGGUUCUCUGGCAGGAGGGGUAAUAAAGGAGCCAAAGGUGAACGAGGAGAGCGAGGUGACCGUGGGCUCCGUGGAGACCCGGGAGAUUCAGGAGCAGAUAAUACUCAGCGGGGAACCCGAGGCCAAAAGGGUGAAAUUGGACAAAUGGGAGAGCCUGGACCUGCAGGGCAGAGAGGCCCAGACGGAGGAGUCGGGAGACAGGGCAUGGCAGGACGAAGGGGGACAAUAGGAGUCAAGGGCACCAAGGGCGCACUUGGCCAGGCGGGGCCAGCUGGAGAACAAGGCAUGAGAGGACCACAGGGCCCACCUGGCCAGAUCGGCACUCCAGGCAUCAGGGGAGAGCAAGGUGUCCCUGGGCCCAGGGCUGGGGGUGGGCAACCAGGACCCCCAGGAGAGAGGGGUAGGAUCGGCCCGCUGGGACGAAAGGGCGAGCCUGGAAAUCCUGGACCCAGGGGACCGAAUGGACAGCAAGGUCCACGAGGAGAGAUGGGUGAUGAUGGACGAGAUGGAAUUGGUGGUCCAGGUCCUAAAGGCAGAAAGGGAGAACGUGGCUUCGUAGGCUUCCCAGGACCCAAGGGUGGGCCAGGCGACCGUGGUGGUGCUGGAGGACCCGGACCUAAAGGAAACAGAGGCCGCAGAGGAAAUGCUGGAAAUCCUGGGACACCUGGUCAGAAAGGAGAGAUUGGAUACCCUGGACCAUCUGGACCUAAAGGUGAAAAAGGACAAUCCAUCAGUCAAUGUGCUCUUGUGCAGAACAUCAAAGACAAAUGCCCUUGCUGCUAUGGUCCCAAGGAGUGCCCUGUCUUCCCAACCGAGCUGGCCUUCGCUAUUGACACCUCCUCGGGUGUUGGGAGGGAUGUUUUCAACAGGAUGAAGCAAACCGUGCUCAGAGUGGUCAGCAACUUAACCAUUGCUGAGAGCAACUGCCCUCGGGGUGCCCGCGUGGCCCUGGUCACCUACAACAAUGAAGUCACCACGGAGAUCCGCUUUGCUGAUGCCAGGAAGAAAUCAAGCCUUCUCCAGCAGAUCCAAAACUUCCAGGCAACCCUGACCACAAAGCCACGCAGCCUGGAGACUGCCAUGUCCUUUGUGGCCAGGAACACCUUCAAGCGUGCCCGAAGUGGGUUCCUCAUGAGGAAGGUGGCCGUCUUUUUCAGCAAUGGGGAGACGAGAGCCUCCCCGCAGCUCAAUGAUGCCGUGCUGAAGCUCUAUGAUGCUGGGGUCAUUCCUGUGUUCCUCACCAGCAGGCAGGAUGCAGUUCUUGAAAGAGCUCUAGAGAUCAACAACACAGCAGUUGGACAUGCGAUCGUUCUUCCAGCCAGCGGCAGCCAGCUGAACGACACUAUCCGGAGGCUCCUGACUUGUCACAUUUGUCUGGAUGUGUGUGAACCUGAUCCUAUCUGUGGUUAUGGUAGUCAAAGACCUGUAUUCAGAGACAGAAGGGCAGCCCCAACAGAUGUAGACACUGACAUAGCCUUCAUCAUGGAUAGCUCGGAGUCCACCACACCUCUGCAGUUCAAUGAGAUGAAGAAGUACAUUUCCCACCUCAUAAGUAACAUGGAAGUCAGCUCUGAGCCAAAAAUAUCUCAGCACCACGCAAGAGUGGCAGUUCUCCAGCAAGCUCCUUAUGAACAUGAAACCAACUCAAGUUUCCCACCAGUGAAAACAGAGUUUUCACUAACUGAUUAUGGAUCCAAAGAGAAGAUCAUUAAUUACUUACACAACCAAAUGACCCAGCUCUACGGCACAAUGGCUAUGGGAAGUGCAGUUGAACACACAGUGGCUCAUAUUUUUGAAAGUGCACCAAACCCUCGGGAUCUCAAAGUCAUAGUUCUCAUGAUAACUGGAAAAAUGGAAAAACAAGAACUUGAGUACUUGCAGGAGGCUGUAAUUGAUGCAAAAUGCAAAGGAUACUUGUUCGUUAUCUUGGGCAUCGGCAAGAAUGUGGAUGUCAAGAAUAUCUAUAGCCUAGCUAGUGAGCCAAAUGAUGUGUUCUUCAAAUUGGUCUCUAAACCCGGAGAGCUUCAUGAAGAACCCUUACUACGCUUUGGGAGACUGCUGCCAUCUUUUAUCAGAAGUGACUUUGCUUUCUACCUGUCUCCAGAAAUAAGGAAACAGUGCAAGUGGCUCCAGGGAGAUCAAACACCCAAGAGCCCUGGGCAUACUGGACAAAAAGCAGUAUAUAUGGCCCCCAACGCAACCGUAACCCGAACCAUAAGCACCACCACCACGCUACGCACCACCAUCAAGCCUGCUGCAAGCACCAGUGCCCAUGCCAGGACCACCACUGCCAGCACCACGGCCCAGACCAGAGCCGCAGAGAGGCCCACAGAGAGCACUACUGUCCACGUGAAUGCCACUGUACAGAGCCAAGGAAGCACCGCUGCCAACACCAAAGCCACCAGCCGCACCACAGCAAGCACCACAGCUGCAGCAGCGAGCGGCAGGAGAAGACAAGGUGCAAAGAUGAAUGACAUCCAGAUCACUGAUGUCACCGAGAACAGUGCCAGGCUGCGCUGGGCCAGCCCUGAGCCACACAGCGCCUACGUAUUUGAUCUCACCAUCACCUUAGCACACGACCACUCUCUUGUGCUGAAGCAAAAUGUAACUGGUACCGAACGUGUCAUUGGGGGGCUCAGAAGUGGACAGAAAUACCUCAUCUUCAUUACCGGCUACCUGAAAUCCCAACCCAAAGUAACCUACACGGGGACAUUCAGCACAAAGACCCCGGCACAGCCCAAGGUGGCCCUGGCCAACAUGAUGCUGAAUGCUGAGCCACUGGAAGGGCCUGAAAAUGAUUUGGCAGACCCUUGCUUGCUGGACUUUGACAUGGGCAUGCAGUGCAAGGACUAUCAGGUUGUGUGGUUCUUUGACUACAAACACAAGAUCUGCAGCCAGGGUUGGUAUGGUGGCUGUGGUGGUAAUGCCAAUAGAUUUGAGACUGAAGCUGAGUGCAAUAGCAAAUGCUUGAAACCAUCAGCAGCUGAGAAAACCAUGCAGCAGCCACCCCUUGAGAAAAGAUUAUCGCCAGUCAUGGACAUCUGCCUGCUGCAGAAAGAGGAGGGGACCUGCAGGGACUUUGUGCUGAAGUGGCACUACGACCUGAAGACCAAGAGCUGUGCCAGGUUCUGGUACGGCGGCUGCGGAGGCAACGAGAACAGAUUCAACACGCAGAAAGAAUGUGAAAAAGCCUGCAGCCCUGGUAACAUCAGCCCUGGUGUGGUGACGACGAUAGGAACAUAGAGCCAGCAACAUGCCAACACAUACCUCUGAGACAGCCAGGAGCAUCAACUGUCGCCACCUUACCCCAAUAGAAGCUAAGGGUAUAGACUACCUUGCACUGCACUAUUUCAUGCUUUUAACUUCGAAAGCAAAGCUUGAAGAAAGGGUUUUGCCGCAUGACCUAUCAAUAUGGUGCUAAACUGUUUGUGGACUGAGUGCUACGUGUGUCCAGGGUAUAUUGUAUAGCUUCAACAUUACAAAAUAUUUACCUAAUUGCAGACUGUUAUUGUGUCUGAACACAUCUCUAAAUUACCCUUUCUUUCCGAUUCCGGCAGUCUGCCUAUCUAAGGCAGCGCAAAAAUUAGCAAAUAAAUAAAUAAAAAUCAUCAUAAUAAUUUCAUUGCAA
Molecule: messenger RNA, 10400 nt
Organism: Numida meleagris (helmeted guineafowl)
Lineage: Eukaryota; Metazoa; Chordata; Aves; Galliformes; Numididae
Gene: COL6A3
Product: collagen type VI alpha 3 chain
Exons: 46
Coding region: 371-10015 (3214 amino acids)
Molecular function (GO): protein binding; serine-type endopeptidase inhibitor activity
Source: RefSeq, a predicted model, not a curated record